GGUGAUUGGGAGGGGAUUGUCAACCAAUCUGGCAACCCUGGAAACUUAAGCACUGUUGUGUGUUUUGCCACAUGUGGGAGUUACAUGAAAUCGGACACUUUUUUCAGCACUAAGGACGCCUGAGACAACUGAGGGAAACAUGCAGAUCUUGCGACGAAAUACAUCGCUUGUAAAACGGGAAUAAAAGUUUGCUCGCCGCAUUGUUCCAGCACUGCGCUCGAAGACGAAGCUGGGGCAUCAGCAUCACUUGACUCCGUUGGUUGUGAAUGGAGAAUACGGCAAUGUACCUAACCACUAACACCAAUGAAGAUAACAGGGAUAACAGCUCUUUGUAUGAGGAAGGCUAUGAUGGGAUGAAUCUGUCAAAACUCAACCUCUGUGAAGAAGUAGGUUCAGCUCAACACAAAAGAAAGGCAGAUAUUUGCUGUGGUCAGUUGGACACCUUCACUGCAAUCAAAUAUGCCAUUGUGUCCCUUUACAUUCUUCUGCUGCUUACUAUAUUUGGCCUCUUCAUAGCAGUGUCAAAAUCCCAGGCUUUCUCGGAGAGGCAAACAACUUUGCUGGAGAAUGUGACUCAUCUGGGAGAGCAAACUGAGACCUUGCAGAGAUCUCUCAGCCAGCUUCCCUCUCAGAGCGAUCUUCUGGAGAACAUCUGGAAGCUAGAAACACUCUUCAAUAACCAUAGUGAACAGCUGCAGCAACUAGGUCAGCUGGCGCAAGGCUUGAACAGAGACAUCAAGGACCUGCAAGCUCUCUCUGAACAUACCUCAGAUUCUCUGGCUCAGGUGUGGGACCAUCUUGCCAUGAUCGUUCAGUCCAGCCAAAGGAAUAGCAGCAGUCUUGGAGAAGAGUUAACCUUGGCUACUGUAUCUAUCCGAGCCCAACAUGCAAAGUUACAGACAAUGGUGCUAAACUUUGAGACUCUACAGGAGCGUCUUGAGGAGGUCGGAUGGACGGUGCAGAUUUUAAACCAUUCACUUAGUGGAGAUGUUAGUCUGCACCAGAUGAAAAUCGGGGAAUUGCAGGAGAAGAUUGGAAAUGUUUCACAUGAUACGGCAAGCAUGAAGAUCACACAAAUUCAUCUUGAGGAACAGACGAGGAACGAGAUUGAGAUUCUAAAUGUCAUUACAGCAGACCUGAGGUUGAAGGAUUGGGAACACUCCAUGGCCCUCAAAAACUUAUCUAUAUUGCAAGGACCACCAGGUCCAAAGGGUGAGAAGGGUGAUAUGGGGCCCCUGGGACCUGCUGGACUUCCUGGUUUGACCGGAAUAAGAGGUUUAGCAGGAGAGAAGGGCAUUCAGGGACCUCGGGGACUGGCAGGACGAGGUGGUCAGGAUGGCCAUAAUGGAGAGAAAGGAGAUAUUGGACCUGUGGGACCUAAAGGUGAAAGAGGAGAGCGGGGACAAAAAGGAGAAAAGGGCGAGCGAGAAGACAAAGGAGAGAAAACAGCUGAAGAAACUCUGGUGAGGCUGGUGAAUGGGUCAGGGCCUCACGAGGGUCGAGUUGAAAUCUUUCACGAGCGUCGAUGGGGGACGGUGUGUGACGAUGUUUGGGACAUAAAAGAUGGAACCGUUGUGUGCAGGAUGCUGGGGUACCAUGGCGCCAAAGAAGUCCACAAAACGGGGCGGUUUGGACAAGGUACUGGUCUGAUCUGGAUGGAUGAUGUUGCUUGUGUGGGGACUGAGGAGACUAUUCACCAGUGUAAGUUCUCAGGCUGGGGAAAAACCAAUUGUGGUCAUGUGGAAGAUGCUGGGGUGACCUGUAAUAUCUAGCCUUUUCAAAUCUUUAAUAACUUGAGCUCAGCAGUGUGGAAAGCAGCAUAUUGUGUCGAUCUAUACGCCUGACAAAGAGCCUGAUAGUGAGUCUUUUAGAGGGUUUUGAGGCCUGGAGAUCAGACUGUGGCACAGGCAUCUACAUAUACCAACAUAUCUGUUAACACACACAUCUAGUGUUUUUAUAUGGACUGUUUGGCUUUAAUUUCGCUUUGUGUUUUUAUUGUGUUUAUGUUGUGUACAGAUAGAUGCUUUUAGAUUUCCAAAGAGUUUAACUGACUGUUAUUAUAUUUUUAUAUGUUUAAGUCUCUUAAUAAGCAAUUAAAAGUCUGUGCAUUCACAAAUUUGGCCUUAUAACAGAGAUGUUAUAGCAGGGUCAGCAUUUAUAUACCUCAGUCUAUGGUAAGUACCAAUAAAAGUAAGUCUGAUUAGUUUGUAAAGUGAUUGAGUCAGAUUUCAUUGUUUAUUGUGAACUGUACGCACGCUCUAUAUGUGCACAGUAUGUUGCUUGGCAAGUGCAAACAGCCUACAGGCGUAGGAUAAUAAACCAUUUUACUUGAUGAAUGAAUUGUAUUUUUCAAUAAUUAUUAAUAUAUAUAUAUAUAUAUAUAUGUCUUAUAUUGUGUUCCCACCAUUAAAUAAAAAAUAAUAGCCACCCUAACUUAGGCAGAAUAUCCCUGACAAACGCUGUAAAAUUACGUGCCUUAUAAUUAAAACACUAAAAUAAAGUAUUUAUAUUAUUAGCAUACUGUAAUACUAUUGGUAUUUUAAUGCUAAAUCAUGUUAUCUGGUGGAAAUAAUAAAAAUUUCAACAAAAUGAAAGAUUAUUAUUGGAAGUUAUAAUAGCAUUGUUUAUUUCUUUUGCUUUUUCACAACAAUAAAAUAAUG
Molecule: messenger RNA, 2660 nt
Organism: Paramisgurnus dabryanus
Lineage: Eukaryota; Metazoa; Chordata; Actinopteri; Cypriniformes; Cobitidae
Gene: scara5
Product: scavenger receptor class A, member 5 (putative)
Biological process (GO): zymogen activation; iron ion transmembrane transport
Cellular component (GO): plasma membrane
Molecular function (GO): serine-type endopeptidase activity; ferritin receptor activity
Source: RefSeq, a predicted model, not a curated record